CGGAAUUAUCGAGAUAACUGGAAAUCUACCUGCUCCUGAUUACAGGUGUAUUUUGUUCCCAUAUAGCAAUUCACAAUUAUCUAAUUGUUAUACUUAAAACAAUAUGUAUCGUGCCGAUGGACAUAGCGAUAAAAAUACAGAUUUGGAAUCAAAUAAGUCAAGAAAACGGACCCAAUCAUGCAGCAAUAUGAUAGAUGGCGCAUUGAAUUCACUGAGGGGCCAUAUGUGUGUUAUUUGCCUUGUGGUCAUCGACCUCCUUCUCACCACAUUCCUUCUCCUUAUUCACCUUAGAGUUAUACAAGUGCCCCCAUCAGUGACUCAGGCCCCAGUCACAUCCCAGGAUAAUGUAACAGUGGCGCCACCUACAACCAGAACACCACCUAGUGGCCAAUCAUCUGUUGACACUGCUGAGCUUGUGCUGCACUACAUACACAUUGCAUUCCUCUCAGUGUUCUUAAUAGAGAUUAUACUGAGGUUGGUCAUAAAAGGCAAAGAUUUCCUGAAAGAUUGCUGGCAGACAUUUGAUGCAACUGUUGUCAUAGCAACUUUUGCACUCUACCUGAUCUUCACACUAGUGCCAUCUAUUAACCGAACUGUGAGAUACAGCAUUGGCUACAUCCUGGUUCUUAGGUUAUUUAGAUGCACAAGACUCGGGGAAAGUAUAGAAAAACCUAUACAGGUGGAGACACAGCGCAUGUUGUUGUCAGAGAGAAGGAAGAUGAAAAGAAAUGAUGACGAAAUGUCCUCCAUGAAGAAGCAAAUCGACCAACAGAAGAGAGCACUUGAUGACCUGAGAAGUAGACUAGAUGAGAGUGGUCUCCCAAGUAGACAGAGUGAAGUUUCUCUCAAAGGUCUAGGAGAUGCCUCUAGUAUAGACUCCCCAUCUAGGCAAAUCACAACUAUAGCCACACAAACAGUUGAGAAUAUAGAAGAAAUGUACCAGCAAAUAGAGGAGUCCUCAUCCAUAGCCAUUUUGGAUGCUAUAGUUGAUCAGUUCUCCUCACCUCCUGUUGUGCCCAAUAAUAAAGACCCUCUUGUUGAAGAAAUCAAGGAUAAAAAGGCACCUGAACUGCCAAGCAAUUAUGAAGAUAGUUUUGACUCUGGUAAAUAUUCCUACGUGAAUCCCUGCUUUGACAAUGAGGAAACCCCAAAUAUUCCCACCCCUCCUGUUGAAGGCAAUAUCAGUGCACACAUUGAACAAAAGGACACCAAAACAGAGGACCAUGUUGCUGAUGCUGCGAAGUCCACCAAUAAUGAGCCUAAUGAGGAAAAUAGACCUCAAAGCUCCAAGAAAGAUGUCCAGAAUGUACUAACAGAGUCCAACAAUGCUGAUUUGACCCCUUCUGCUUCUAAACAGGAAGACGAUGCUGUGAAUGGUGAAACUGCAAGAGAAAGCACUGAGAGUAUACAGUCACAACUGACAAGCAUCAGAGAUUUGGUGGACCAACAGACACUCAAUGAGAUACAGAAAAACAUGGGAGAUGACACUAAAUAUUUCAAGGAGGGGGUUCCUACUACAUCAUUGUAAUGUUUAGACCUAUACAGGCACCAAAAGCAUGUGUGCCUAGGGUGCCUCGGCUGAAAUUCUUGCUUUACUACUCUAGUCUGCUCUCAGAACUGCCAGUGCUUUAGCGAAAAUAAGGAAGAAAAUGAUUAUGUCUCAGCUAUGAAAAACGAUAAGAAAUAUCAUUUUAUUUUAAAUCGGUAAUCAGUAGAUUUUGUAUUUCAAGCUUAUGCAAUUAUAUAAGGGAUGAUGUCAUCAACUACUUUAAUCACAAGUCCAGUCAAACCACAAUCAGUUCAUCCUUGUAUAGUUGGUAAAGAGAGGCAGAGCAUUGUGUGCUAGAUUUAUUACUCUAGGAGGAUAUAUAUUUCCUAUUUAGUAUGGUGUUCAACAGCAUUACUAGGGUUAGGACCAUAUCAAUAUCACAGUUCCAUUUAUUUAAGAAAAAAAAUAUAGCAAAGACAUAUAUUCCAAACUUAUCAAAAACAUAAUCUUUUCACUCAAGUGCAUAAUUUAAUAGAUUUUUUAUUAGAUGCAAGUGUCACAUUUGUAACACACUAGCACUUUAAAUAUGAACGCUAUCACAUUUGUAACACAUUAACACUUUAAAUAUGAAUGCUGGACAUUCAUUCACUUUGUGCAAUUUAGGAGAGUAUUGGAGAAUUGGAAACAGGCUUUCAAAUUACAUUUUGUAUUUUACAUAUACAUAUUUACAAAUUGAGAUCUUCAAAAACCAGGGUAGCAUUAUGGUCUCUACAAGAGAGGGAAUGCCCUAUGAUUCAUUGUUCACCAGUAUGAAUUCUGGGAUUUCUCCUCUUGGUCUCUAAAUCUCAUAUAUCACAUUUGUAGGUCUUUUAAAUCACAUUCCUAUUAGUUGUUAA
Molecule: messenger RNA, 2385 nt
Organism: Owenia fusiformis
Lineage: Eukaryota; Metazoa; Annelida; Polychaeta; Sabellida; Oweniidae
Source: the annotation of a GenBank genome assembly